This is a messenger RNA of Cylicocyclus nassatus, 816 nucleotides long. The record is from the annotation of a GenBank genome assembly. NCBI's taxonomy places the organism in Eukaryota, Metazoa, Nematoda, Chromadorea, Rhabditida, Strongylidae.
AUGGUUUGUAACAGUACAGUAGACAUGCCGCUGCUGUACGCCAUCACGACGUCGGAGACGGAGCGGACGUACGAGCUCAUAUUCCUGCAGCUCAAAGAAGAAUUGGAACGUCAUUGGGCACUCCAUAGGCUGAAGGUUGUGUUAGAUUUUGAGAGGGCUUCCAUAGCUGCAGCAAAAAAGGUGUUCCCUCAGGCGUCUGUUGAGGGUUACGGAUUUCAUUUGGCUGUAGCUUGGAACAGAAAGAAAGACGCCCUGGGUUUGCGCAAGUAUCUAGCUGGAGAUAAUCGAGACUACGAAGUGAUAAGGUGGCGGGAGAGAGUGAAGGGAUCCAUCUUCUUGCCCUCACGCCUUCACAGGAGAUUACCCGCAUUACAACGACCUGAUCUAGACCGCACACAUGAAGCUUAUGAAAAGUGUUGCCAGUUUUUGCGCUAUCUUAAAACAACAUGGUACUCGGGCCCUUUCAAAAACUUGUGGAACAAAUGGGCAAUCGAGGACACAAGAACCACCAAUGCGGCAGAAGCUUUUCAUAGAAGGCUCGGAGAGAUGCUCAAAUGCAAAUACCCGUCAAUGUCCAAGCUGCUAAAACGCCUGCGCAGCUGUAACACAGAAGCUAAAGCAGAGAUUAUUCGCAUGGAAAGGAGGCGCACUGGUAAAGUACUGAAGAAGAGGGACAGGAUAAGACGCGCAAAAACUCUUGCAGUGAUGAGGCGCUAUGAACAAGAAUUUUCCCCAAGCAAUCCCAUUCCCCGCACAACUAUGAUAUCAAUGUAUUGUAGAAAGAUGCCGCAGUUUGUGACUAAUAAAGUAAAUUGA